Eimeria mitis is the source of this 420-nucleotide messenger RNA. RefSeq lists its product as uncharacterized. The record is from RefSeq and is a predicted model, not a curated record. The transcript is spliced from 2 exons. NCBI's taxonomy places the organism in Eukaryota, Apicomplexa, Conoidasida, Eucoccidiorida, Eimeriidae. The coding region runs from base 1 to 420 and encodes 139 amino acids.
AUGCAGCAGGGCCUUACUAACAACAUCAGGUGGCAAUUACAGACAGCAGCAGCAGCAACUGAUGCAGCAGCAGCAACUGAUGCAGCAGCAGCAACUGAUGCAGCAGCAGCAGCAAAUGAUGCAGCAGCAGCAGCAGCAGAUGUGCCUAUAGCAGCAGAUGGGGCAGCAUCAGCAGAUACAGCAGCAGCAGACGCUGAUGCAAAUACAGCAGCAUCAGCAGCAGCUGCAGCAGCAGAAUCAGAUAACCAUACAGAACAGCAGGCAGCAGGGGCAGCAUCAGCAGCAGCAGAUGCAGAAGCAGCAGCAGCAGCAGCAGCAACGGAAAAGGAAGCUGCAGCAGAAACAGCAGCAGCAGCAGCAGAUGCAACGUCUCCCCCUGCAGAUCUAGACACAGAGGAUGAUCGCAGCAAGCGGCAAUGA